AUGCCUGAUCACCCGCCGGAAAAUCGCCGCCGACACACAGCCCUUUCGGCCGCAGAUAAUCCCGCCAGAUCCAUCUUUCGCCGAGUGACACUCGCAUCUAAUGCCAGUAGCCAUACGCCACAGAGUCAUGCUACAAUCCAAGAGCUGUACCCGACCUACAACGGCCUCCUUACGUGGGAGGAUCUAGGCGGCUACCUCGAGAGCAUAUGGCCAGGCUGGAAAGCUGACAAGGCAAAUAUGCGCAAGGAUGACCGUAAGAAGAUUGCUGAUCUUCGAGACUGCAAACCGCUUGCUCGAAGAUCAUCCAAGUCUGACGACGAAUAUUAA
Clonostachys rhizophaga is the source of this 327-nucleotide messenger RNA. The record is from the annotation of a GenBank genome assembly. Lineage: Eukaryota; Fungi; Ascomycota; Sordariomycetes; Hypocreales; Bionectriaceae.